This is a messenger RNA of Parnassius apollo (apollo), 4350 nucleotides long. Lineage: Eukaryota; Metazoa; Arthropoda; Insecta; Lepidoptera; Papilionidae. The record is from the annotation of a GenBank genome assembly.
AUGGUAUUAAAAAAUAAAUGGGCCAUGGGAAGAGGCCAGGAGUUAUUAGAUGCGGCGCGUGAAGGCGACAGGCGGACUGUUGAGAAAAUACUUGGUCAAAUAACUAAAAGGAGUGGUCCGUUUACAAGUUUACGGAGGGGCGCCGGUGUCAAUGUUCAAGAUGACAAUGGAUAUACGCCUCUUCAUCACGCUUGCUUACGUGGACAUAAAGAGAUAGUCCGCCUACUCCUAUCAGUGGACGCCCUGCCAUGUGUUGUGGACAAAAAGGGCGCAACGCCGCUCCACCUGGCGGCGUGGAAGGGAGACUCUGACAUCGUCUCUAUGCUCCUGGCUCAUAACAACCCCUCAGUCAACAUUGAUCAAUGGACCUCGGAUCAGGAGACAGCGUUGCUCAUAGCCGCCCAAUUUGGUUACGUGGACGUAGUUGCGCAACUGCUCGCAAGAGGAGCUGAUGCAGAACUGAGGAAUAUGAAGGACGAAAGCGCAUUGGACCUCGCGGCACAAUACGGGCGGUUAGAGACAGUUCAGCAUAUGCUCCGAGUGAGGCCAUUACUGGUGCAACCCUACAAGUACCCAAACUGCAGGGACAAGAUAUUUUCUUCCUCCACGCCCUUGCAUCGCGCCAGUAAAAACGGACAUAAGGACGUAGUAUCAGCACUCCUUGCCGCCGGGUUCGAUCCCAAUGUCCGGUCUUACUCAGGCACGCCGUUACAUGAGGCGGCUUGCUUCGGUAAAGCAUCGGUGGUUCGCAUUUUGUUGGCGAAGGGGGCCGACCUUCAUGCCGUUGACAGCAGGGGGAGGACGGUAGAGGCUCUUUUGGGCGAGUACUCCGGGGAGGCUAUUAAAAGAGUCAGAAGGGUGAUACGAGAGUACGAAAGUGUGGUAGGAAACUACCACGAAAGUGAAGAAGAACUUCCACCUUUCCCAGUGCAAGGAUACAGUCCCACUAGCUUCCCCAAUUCCGUCGUCAUGAAAGCUCCAGAGACCCAGAAAAAUACUAACAAAAGUGAAAGCUUAUUUCCAUCUUCAUCUUCUCUAACAAAAAAUGCUCCUCAAAGUUUUGUAAAAAAGCUCGCUUCGAAAUGCUUGGGCCUAAAAGCGAAGUUCAAUUCCGCUCCUAAUAUUUCUAACAGUUUGGGAUUAGAGUCGGAAAGUGAUGUUAAAUUAAAACAUUCGGACAGUAAAAAUGCAGUCAACACUAUGCUUAUUGGUAAUAGUAAAUUUUUUAAAAUACUGUCGAAGAAAGAGGAGUCUGGAGAAAUAGUUUGUAAUGACGAAUUCGAUACAAUUUCAUUAGAUAGGCUAGGGACAUUAAAUAGAGAUUCUUCGGUAAACAGAAGCAACCGUAGUUGUCCUGGCUUUAAAACAUCAUUGCCUAACAUAUCUGAAAACAAUGAACUUAGUGAUUCUCACGAAUCUAUAGUUGAGUCUACUGAAGACACACUUACGGCUUGCGACAAAAGCUAUUGUAACAUGUCACAACUAACCGAAGCUGUUAAUUAUGAUGCAAAGCUUAGUAUAUUUGAACCUAGAGAAAAAGCUAAUCGAAAAUCAUUAAUUUCUACAGCUUCUUUAGAAUCAGCUACUUUGAUUAAUGAAUGUUACGAGUCUUAUCAUUUUGUUUCAAACAAUUCUGACAUAUAUAUUGAACCACACAAGUCUUUAGAAGAGAUUGUAGAAAUACCUAAACCAAUCCCUCGAUCGAAUACCGUUAUAAAUGCAACUGAUAAUAGUGUUAGUGUCUAUGAAAAUGUUAUCUUAGAAAAUAAAUCUUCCCGUCCAACUCCCGCCGUUAGAACUCAUAUUCCUACAAAAAUUGCUCAUGAUGAUUCACUGCAAAAACCUGUGUAUGAAAACAUAUCCUUAACAAUAGAAAGAAAACUGCCUGAGGUGCCAAAUAGAAACAUAAUACUUGCAGAAAAUAGAUCAAAUAAUUCAUCUUUAAAUAUAAGUAGAUCUUCAACGUUGUCUACUGAUUCCAUGGUAGACGAAUCUAAUUUAGAAGACAUAUUUUUGUCAACAAAGUCAAAAUCAUUUCGUCAUAGUAAAAUACCGGUCAAGUACAGUACAAAUAAAUCAACCGUCCAUAGGACUCUGUCAGAUGCAUCGGAUGUAUCUGAUCAAACAGAAGCCAGUGCCUUAGAAAAUGUUGACUGUAGUGAGGAUGUUGACGAAAAAAGUAUUUACUUGUCAAUGACUGGUACACUACCCAAUAAGAAAAAUGAACGAAUUGCGGACAAAAAAGUACUCUUUAGACAUAAAACUUUUACUAACAUUGAAAUUGAUAGAAAUUCAACAAACAUCAGAGAUUUUCCUAAAUGGAAUAACUCGUUCCUAAAAGAAACGCUUGCGCAUUACCACAUCAGAGGAACAGGGCAUUGUAUAUAUAAGGCCCCAACAGUUAAAGAAUUUAUUUAUAUUUUUAAUAGAGAUACUCUUUAUAAAGACGUUGAACCAUUUACUAAGGUUCCUAAUGAUAAGAGAGACAGUUAUUAUGAAACAGCAAUAUGUUUCUGUAAGCCUAAACCCCCAAAACACCACGCUAGUGCUGAAGAUUUAUUAGAAAUCAAUCAGGUCGAAGAAGAAAAAGUAAUAAUAGACUUGGAUGCUUUUAAAAACAAAAUAGAAUUGGGGUCUUCGUCAUUUCGUUGCUUUUGCGACAGUAAAACUUGCAUAUUGCACGACGAUCGACGGCAAAAUAAAGCUGGUAUCGUUAUAAAGUUUUCCGCUAUAAAAAGAAGUAUUUCUACUCCAGAUAUCACGCUUGAAGCUUCUCCUUCUUCGACAGUACAAAAAACACGAUUGUCCAAAAUUAAAUCAGUUCCGUCCAAUUUAGAAGAACCCUACGCCGUAGUUAACAUUGAACAUAUCGCCGCGAAGAAUAACAUUAAUUUAAACAACGACAGUAAAACAUUGGAGAGUCCUACUUACGUUACAAUGUCUCCUCACUCAUCUAUGUCGUCAUCUUAUGAUCGUUAUUCUGUAAAAGAUAUUGCCGAGGUUAUUUCAUUAGGUAGUCGUUCAACAUCAGCCGACGCUAACCCAUCGUGUGCUUCUGAUACUAUGCAUUUGAAGCUGCGUCAAUCGAGCUCCUCGGAACACUCUGGUCAUUGGUCAUUGCAAUCGUGCAAUUCUAAUGUCACUAUAAAAUCGGACGAAUCUUUUAAAACAUGCAUCGAAGAGUCCUCCGAGGAAGACUCAGAUGGCAAUUCGCAUUCGGACGAAGAAACCUCUGACGCUGAAACUGUUAAAUCUGACAUAAGCACGACGAAGCGACCGUGGGUCCACAGUGACUCAUUCAGAUUUGGAAGUCGAGAUUCCAAGUUUGAAAUCGAGAUGAUUUCGGAGGAUAGCGAGGGUAAUUUGAAGGAGUCGAAAUGCGAGAGUGGUAUCAGUGUAGAAAGCUCUGAGAAUUCCUCGUCCGGUUGCGAGGAUGACAGUGGUGUUCCGAGGGUCGAUACGGAUGUGUCGCUUGACUGUGCUUCGCUUGAGCGGGAAAGGGGGGUGGUCGGGGAUGUUUGCAGCGGGUCGGGGCGACGACGGUGGGACGAGACUGAAGGAACUAGCGAAGGAGACGCACUCAGCGUCUCUAGCGCUGCUUCCAGCUGUGCGCCCUUGCACCUGGCGCACCAACACGAGUACAGCAAAGUUUCGCCGACUCCUCCCAAGAAACCCCCCAGACGGAACCUGUCAGUGUCACCCACCCACGCCAAUUCUCCUUCCUCCGGGUACAGUUACGAGCUGAGGGCCCACGCGAGAAGUCAGGACGAUUUGGAUGAUAUACAGGGUGCUAAACACUACCUCAAACACGGUCGCUCAGUAGACCAGUACGUGGACGGUAAACUUUCCUACCCCGAGUAUGAGGACAAUCACAACUCGCCCAGAGUUGUUCCCGUCCCCAAUCCCAGACCUAGUCUGAAACACCGUUCCCAACCCGUCGCCAUCACGGCUAUGUACGAGAAUGUCGUCAUAAAAGAGCAAAACCCCAGACGUAAACUCAAAAGAAACAAUAUUGUAUCGCCUUAUGAAAAUCACGAACUCAGAAUGAACGAUAGCAGAAUACGAAGGUAUUCGAACCAAGAAAAAUCUUCCCUUGAGAGCCUAUUAGACGACCAAUCCAUGAAUAGCCCGGGUGAAUGUGAACGGUAUUAUGACAGACAUAAAGCUGACAUUCCCUUAUCACCGACGCAUUACGCUCAACCACCCACUCCCGACCAUCCACCACCAUCAGCAAAGCAAGCCGAGAACAGCAUUCACGAAAGGAUCAGGCCGCUUAGUCAGCUAAUUAUGGAGGUUGUAGAAGAGAUAAGAAUUAGGAAAAAGUCGCAAGGUGACGUCACCAAUAGUUAA